Molecule: messenger RNA, 759 nt
Organism: Nannospalax galili (Upper Galilee mountains blind mole rat)
Lineage: Eukaryota; Metazoa; Chordata; Mammalia; Rodentia; Spalacidae
Gene: CUNH21orf140
Product: family with sequence similarity 243 member A
Exons: 1
Coding region: 1-759 (252 amino acids)
Source: RefSeq, a predicted model, not a curated record
AUGGCUCAUGUCACAAGCCCUCUUUUAAGGAACAUCAUUAUCAGAACUCAGUUCGACAGCACCAGGAGGAAGCAGUGUCUGCAGUACCUGAACACCCUGCGGACCCUACAAUUUGAUGGAUAUAAGGUGGUGUAUUUGGGGGAGACUGAGAUCCCAGAAAGUCUGGUCACUGGGGGAGAUUUCAGUGAUUGCUGCUACAUGCAGACUCCAACCUGGUGUCUUUUGCAUGCUGGUGGCAGUCAAGGAUGGGUGCCUUGGAAGUACCGGAUGUUCCUGAGAGACGAUCUCUGUGUCAGACAGGAAGACAGCCUCUUCUUUGAGUUCUGCGAUGUGGUAAAGAAGGUGUAUGGGAAGUGUGCCAUCGUGGUCAAAGGGAAGAGGUGGCAGGAUGAGAUGGAGCCCAAGGUGGACAAGGAGGGGGAGGUCCAGUCCUGUGUUCCAACAAGCGUCAUUAAUCUAACAAGCAUCAUGUGUUCUCCAGGGGUGGCCAAGUCCUAUGGCCAUGAGCUACUCACUCUGCCUUCCCCUUAUAAUUACCUGAACCCCUUAGAGUCAGCCUGGUCUUCUGUGAAAUGGUUUAUUAUCAACAACAAGAAAGAGUUUUCUUUGCAGACCAUCGACAGCAUCUAUGCUUACCAGUAUAUACUCAUCAGUGACUUAAUUAACAAAGGGAUUGAAAAGGUGAAUGUGAUGAAGUGGAAGGCACUAACCAACAAAGUACGGAGAUGGGAGAAUUACUGUCUUGGGAAAUUUUCUUAA